CCCGGGCAGCCGGGCCAUGGUCGCGGUCCCCUGACGGGCCGCGGCCGCCUCCAUGAAGCGCAAGGGCGAGCGGCGCUCGGCUUGGGCCACCGCGCCCCCCUGCUCGCGCCGCAGCUCGUCCGCCUCUCCCGGCGUGAAGAAGAGCCGCAGCUCCACGCCGCAGGAGCUGCACCGCCUGGACCAGCAGGACGACCUGUACCUGGACAUCACGGAUCGCCUUUGUUUUGCCAUUCUCUGCAGCAGACCAAAGACUGCAUCAAACGAGCAUUAUUUCAGCAUAGAUAAUGAACUUGAGUAUGAGAACUUCUACGCGGAUUUUGGACCACUCAAUCUAGCAAUGGUUUACAGAUAUUGUUGCAAGAUAAAUAAGAAGCUCAAGUCCAUUACAAUGCUGAGGAAGAAAAUUAUCCAUUUUACUGGCACUGAUCAGAGAAAACAAGCGAAUGCUGCCUUUCUUGUUGGAUGUUAUAUGGUUAUAUAUUUGGGGAGGACUCCAGAAGAUGCAUAUAGAACAUUAAUCUUUGGAGAUACAGCCUAUAUCCCUUUCAGAGAUGCUGCCUACGGAAGCUGCAGUUUCUACAUUACACUUCUUGACUGUUUUCACGCAGUGAAGAAGGCAAUGCAGUAUGGCUUCUUUAAUUUCAACUCAUUUAACCUUGAUGAAUAUGAACACUAUGAAAAAGCAGAAAACGGAGAUUUCAACUGGAUAAUACCACAGCGGUUUCUUGCCUUCUGUGGACCCCAUUCAAGAUCCAGGCUUGAAAGUGGUUACCACCAACAUUCUCCUGAGACUUAUAUUCCAUAUUUUAAGACUCACAAUGUAACUACCAUUAUUCGUCUGAAUAAAAGGAUGUAUGAUGCUAAGCGCUUUACGGAUGCCGGUUUCGAUCACCAUGAUCUUUUCUUUCCGGAUGGCAGCACCCCUGCUGAGGCAAUUGUCCAAGAGUUUCUGGAUAUUUGUGAGAAUGUGGAGGGGGCCGUUGCAGUGCAUUGCAAAGCUGGCCUUGGUCGUACAGGCACUUUGAUAGGUUGCUACCUCAUGAAGCACUACAGGAUGACAGCAGCCGAGUGCAUCGCCUGGCUCAGAAUCUGUAGGCCUGGCUCUGUGAUUGGGCCCCAGCAGCAGUUCCUGGCCAUGAAACAGUCAAGCCUCUGGCUGGAAGGUGACUAUUUCCGUCAAAAGUUGAGAGGGCCGGAGAAUGGAUCCCUCGGAGAAGAAGCCUUUUCCAAACACCUCUCGGAUGUUGAUGACAUUUCGAUAAAUGGGCUUGAGAAUCAAGACAAAGAAGAGCCUGAGCCGUAUAGUGAUGAUGAGGAAAUCAACAGAGUGACACAAGGAGACAGACUUCUGGCCCUGAAAAGUCGGAGACAGUCAAAACCCAACACUAUCCCCCUCACAGUAAUUCUUCAGUCAAGUGUUCAGAGCUGUAGAACCCCUGAACCUAACCUUUCUGGCAGUGCAGGCAUUACUAAACGAACCACCAGAUCUGCUUCGGGGAAAAGCAGUCUUAAAAGCCUGGCUCCUUGGAGGGAAAGGAGGAGGAGUGCUUUGCAGCAAAUGCCCGUGCUGGCGCUAUGUCCAGCCAUUUCAAGGACUAAGACAGUCUUGCGUUAAAGUAAAAAAACAGUGACCAGCACUCCAGGGAAGACUAGGAACAGAAAAACGCAACAGGAUUUAGCCAAUCGAUCUGAGAACAAAACAGAUACUACAAUGGCCUUAGUUUCUUUCCACAUCAGAAGUUCAUUCAAUGAAGAAAAUGUCACUGGCCUCUCAACUACUCACUGACUUGAAGCAUUUGAGGGCCUGACUCUCCUUUUUGUAAUCUCAAGUUGGACAAAAGCUGCUGUUGUGACUUUAGUCUCAGGUGUCAAUGCCCUGCCCUCUGGCACCAGAGCGGUGACUGGUGAGUGUGGCACAUGUGUGUCCUGUGAUGGCAAUCGUGUUUGCUGCUGCCUUCAGAAGAGUGGAGGAUCUGAUGGAGGUCUCUUAGGUGUUUAUUUUUGUUCAGCCUGUGAUUCCCAUCAUGCAGUUUAUGAAGAUGAAGGGAGAUGAAUAUCUUCCUGGUGGUACCCUCCGUCUUAAGACACGAUUCGGUACAAUCAGUUUCACUUUACUCUUGUUAAUACUGUUGUGAUGUUCAUUGUGUGAAGUACCCAAGCUGCUUGUCUUUCACCAAAGAGUGCUUUACUAACAAUCUGUGAACACUGCAUUUGAACACUGUUGUGCGUUGUUGUGGUUAUCUAAAACUUGCUAGAGAACGUUGCCGUAAGGUUGCCGUAAGGUUGCCGUAAUUGUGUCCUUUAGGAUGAAGAUUUAUUGGGUUGCUCAGUCAUGUUAUAAUUGUGUUUCCUCCAUUACAUCAAAACCAAAUAGCAACACUAACAUUUGUCUUUGGAAAACCAACUUAAAUAAUGGUGGCUUUAAAAACAAAUUUGUUAGCCCUUUGUAGAGAUUUUCUCUGUAAUGCUGUGGAAUUUUUUUUUUCCUUGUGAUUCACAGUUUGAUUUUAGUGACAAUCACUUGCUUCUGGAGUUGGGCUGUUUGUAUAAGAGAACUCACUGUUGCCUUUGGUUAGGGAAUACGACUAGAAACUGUAGUGUGCCUUCUCUCUUCACCACUGCUGGAAGCCAGCAGCACCCGUGCCAUGAAGCGAUCACAAAACCAGAGUUUAUUUGCUACCCAAAAAAAAAAAAAAAAAAAAAAAAGACAGAGCCCAUAAUUAGAAAACAUUUCACAGUUGUCUUGGUUCCUUCCACAAUAAAGGAUAAUGGUUUUUCCUCCCCCAGUUUGGAGACUGGAGAAAUGCAGUAUUGAAAGCCAUUGAGAGCCAAUGCCUUCCCUAAAACAGAUGAAUGUCAGUGAGCAGGCCACCUGGGGAGCUGCCUUCUCUAUAGCUGUUUCGGACAGAUUAAAGUCUGGUGAAUGGCAUCCCCCACUGCAGUGUUUCCACCCUCAGCUUGCAUUGGCUGGCAUUGGGUGGGGGCCCUGAGGUGGUCAGUGUGAAUGCACACAAAGAGCCCCUCCCUAGACAUCACAUAGCUUUCAAAUAUGGGAGAAAGGCAGUUGAGGUACGACUUGUUAGCCCUGGAGAUGAACAGGCUUAAGAUCUAGGUAAAAGGACAAACAUUUCAUUUAUAGAUAAUGCUAAAUCAAUCUGUGCCUGAGUCUGAAAUAACUUGACAUGGUUGGUCUUCCUUCUCUGAACAAGCUAGGCCAGGUACCUAGGAUUCUCCGUCAAUCUGAACUAAGCUGGAUUUGUCCUCAUGUGUCAGGAUGAGUGAACGAGGCCUGCCCAUUGUGACCUGUGGUUAGCCUGUCUGGGAGUAAACUGCCUGGGCAUUGGUGAUGGCCACACUGCUUUUUAAAAAGCGCCUCUUGUGUGGGCAUCCCCACUCAGCUAGCAGUGCUGCCACUGUGGCUCUUGCUAAAAUUCCUUGUAUUUAACUCUCUUGCUGAAGUUACUUAGGAAAUGAGUUGGUGGGGACAUGUCCCCAGGAAAACCUGCUUGAUGCUGGAACAGCACUGGAGUGAACUGCGUAGCAACUGACUAGUGACAUCCAACAUCCAAGAAACCUCUGGGUCAGACUAAAGGAAGAUCCCACCUGCCGGGAAUUAGUGGACAACCCCUUCCCAAAUACAACUACCUGGAAACUUCUGGGGUAGAAGAACCUGUUGCUACAGAGCACAAGUGAAUAUUGGAUGGAGGGGCCCCUUUACCUUAAGAACUUUGAAUAGCUUUGUAAGUACAUCAAGUCCUCUUCCAGCAGAAUUAAAAUAAAAAAAAGUGUAUUUAUAGGUGCCCUUGAAUCUUUUUUGGAGACUCAGACCAUCCUGAGUCCAAGAGAGGAAUGUCUGCAAAGCUGGGCUUCAGGACUUACGAUGAAGUAAUGAAAUUCUGAGGUCCAACCAGAACUUUUCAGGCCUUGAGGCAAGAAUGGGUGGCACCACAUUCACGGGUAGCAGUAUUUGUCUAAUAUUUGCUGUUCUUCCUCAGAACUUCCCAGCUUUAACUUGAUUCCCCAAAUCUAGCCCCUAUCCAUUGUCCUGCCCUGCCCUACUGCUCCUUUCUCAGGGGUGGCUUCUACCUCUUGGCUUGGGCCCUGACAGGUCAUAGAGGCUUUCCCAAAUGUUCUCACGAGGUCUGGCAGGCCUUUCCAGAUUUCUGGGUAGUUUGUGCCUAGAACUCCUUAGGUCUCUCUUAGCCCGAACAGCUGUGACAUGUAAGUGUUUGUUAAUUUGGUAUGUGUUCUAUAAGUAACAGCUGCUUUUCUUCAUGUAUGUAUUUUUACACAUUCUUACUGUAUUGGAAAGCAGUUGGUCAAAAACCUUAAAACUUUUUUUUUCUUUUUUUUUUUUUUUUUUUUAGCAAGAUGAUGGUGGCAGGUACCCACCAUCAUCUCUGUGAGUUCAAGGCCAGCCUAGUCUACAGAGCGAGUUCCAAACAAAUAAACAAACUAUGUUCUUUAAGGUUUCUCUCCCACCAAAAUGUCCUAGUGAGGACAUUAGCUACUGCUCUUGCAUUUCUCAUUAAAUCUGAGUGUUUCUCAUGUCAGAGUGGAAGUACUAUAGAUCUGUUUAAAAGACUUGCCUAUAUGGUAUACGAAAUUACCUCCUUAAUGAUCCAAUGAACUCACUGUGGAUAGACAUGUCUGUCAGGAUAAAGUACUACAGUUUUACAUCCAUUGUUUGAAGAUUUUAUUGUAUACUCGUGUACAAAUUAAGUGAAGUUUUAAAAUGGAACUGAUGAGUCAGUAUUUGGUCAUUGUCUUGAUAUUUUAUUAAAUUGUAUAUUCUAACCAUAUUUUUUAAAGCUGAGAGAACUGGUUGGAUGUUUAUUCUCCUGAAGGUAUUUUUAAGAUAAAAGCUUCGCCAUAGCUUGUAAACUUAGCACAUAUGUAGUUUUUGAUACUUCUUGUUGCAUUUGAAAAUCUUGUGUAUUGUAAAAAUAGUUUUAUACAAAGUACUAAAUAGUAGAAAUUGUAUAAUUUACAAUCAUAUAAUUAAAAACAUUA
Psammomys obesus (fat sand rat) is the source of this 5013-nucleotide messenger RNA. RefSeq names its product cell division cycle 14B (gene Cdc14b). Gene Ontology annotation, biological process: protein dephosphorylation; microtubule cytoskeleton organization; regulation of exit from mitosis. Bases 53 to 1615 code for a protein of 520 amino acids. The record is from RefSeq and is a predicted model, not a curated record. Gene Ontology annotation, molecular function: protein tyrosine/serine/threonine phosphatase activity; protein serine/threonine phosphatase activity. NCBI's taxonomy places the organism in Eukaryota, Metazoa, Chordata, Mammalia, Rodentia, Muridae. The transcript is spliced from 15 exons. Gene Ontology annotation, cellular component: nucleolus; spindle pole; mitotic spindle.